Gasterosteus aculeatus aculeatus (three-spined stickleback) is the source of this 1439-nucleotide messenger RNA. RefSeq names its product tumor protein p53 inducible protein 3 (gene tp53i3). Gene Ontology annotation, molecular function: NADPH binding; quinone binding; quinone reductase (NADPH) activity. The record is from RefSeq and is a predicted model, not a curated record. NCBI's taxonomy places the organism in Eukaryota, Metazoa, Chordata, Actinopteri, Perciformes, Gasterosteidae.
CCUCCCGCUAAACUGAUGGCUCAAUAAAACUUCCCCAAAGGUCCCUGCGCCAUCUCAAAGUGGAUGGACUGUUGACAUCGUCGUCUGUUUCCACUGCUCGGACUAUAAAUGCAUCGCAUCCUGCACAUUAGGAGACUUGUACUAGGAAACGCAUGCAGGACAGCCUGGUACAAGUGUUGCUCUGGCUCUGCCGGGAUGAUGCGUGCAGUGUGUGUUGACGUACCGGGAGGGCCGGAGAAUUUGCUACUGCGGACUGUCCCGAGACCUCAGCCCAAAAGUGGAGAAGUCCUGAUUAAAGUUCAUGCAACUGCCCUCAACAGGGCGGACUUACUGCAGAGGCGAGGAUUGUACCCACCUCCCCCAGGUGAGAGUGACAUCAUAGGCCUGGAGGUUGCCGGUACUGUGGAUACUCUGGGUCCGGGGGUGAAAGGUGGCUGGGGGCGGGAUGACCGCGUCAUGGCCUUGCUCUCUGGAGGAGGAUAUGCAGAAUAUGUGUCCGUGCCUGAGGAGCUUUUAAUGCCCGUCCCCCCUAAUCUCACUCUGUGCCAGGCUGCUACGAUCCCAGAGGCCUGGCUCACAGCUUUUCAGCUGCUGGUAUUCAUAGCUCAGGUGAAGGAGGACGAGGUGGUUCUGGUUCACGCCGGAGCCAGCGGAGUGGGGACAGCUGCUGUUCAGCUGGUGCGUCUGCUGGGCGCCGUGCCCGUCGUUACUGCAGGAGGCCCCGAAAAACUUAAGAUGGCCCUGAGUCUCGGAGCUGCAGCCGGCUUCAACUACAAAGAGGAGAGCUUCGCUCAGGGAGUCCAUGACUUUACAGGAGGCAAAGGAGCGAACGUCAUCCUUGACUGCAUCGGCGGCUGUAACUGGAAGCAAAAUGUGAGCUCUUUAGCCACCGACGGCAGGUGGGUGCUGUACGGCACCAUGGGAGGCCGGGCAGUCGAGGGGGAGCUACUGGGGAAACUGCUCUCCAAACGAGGCAGCUUGCUUUGCAGCCUCCUGCGCUCUCGCAGCCUUCAGUACAAAGCCGACCUGGUGAAGGCUUUCUCACAAAGAGUGUUACCGUGCUUCUCGGACCAGCAUGCCUCCUUGAGGCCUGUGAUUGACAGCACAUUCAACCUGGAGGACAUUGCAGAAGCUCACAGACACAUGGAGGCCAACAGGAACACGGGGAAGAUUGUCAUAAAUUUGAUUCCACCAAAUUAGGAAACUCAGAAAGCAACAGCUGUAGUCAUUUGCUCUGAAAUAUGAAAUUGGAUUCAUCAUGAUUUUAAAUGUGCCUUAUACACCUCAAUAGUCCUCAAACCUUUGGAUUAUUGGAUUAAAUGGGUUUUUCAUCCAGAAUAAUUACUAUGCCAUUUCUUCUAUAUUGUCACAAUUAACCGCUGCUAAAUGUUUUUUAACAUUGUAAUCAUAUUGAAAAAAUAAAAAAUAAAAGAGACCGA